ACUAUUUCCCUUAUGAACACAUCCUGAUGUGUAUGCGCGAAUAUGUAUAAAUUAAUUUAUUUACCAUAAAACAAAAAAACCUUUUAAUUUGCAAUUUCUCUCAUUCCGUUCCAUAAAAUAUCAACAGCAAACAGCAAAACACAACAAAAAAUAACCAUACCCCAAAAAAAAUCCCUACACAUUUAUCAAUAAAAUAUUAUUUUUCCAACCACUUUAAGAGUAAUUCAACCAAAACAGCUAGCAUUGCAAAAAUCAGGACAUCAUACUCUGGAAUUUAUGAAAAAAAUAAAACAAAUUUUUAGUGAAUAUCAUACAAUAUAAUUGAUUAUCAAUUUCCUGCCCUACUAACUAAUUUAAUUGAAAGUUAAUGUUAUUUUUUUUUUGUACCUACUCUCUCUUUAGUCAAUACACCUAACAGGGAAAUUUAUCAAAAAUGAUGUCCACUGAUAUUCCGAAAAAUUGCAAACAAGCUUCGUCCUUCCGAAGUACUUCACUAUUUGACCCAGUUAAACUUCGAAUUGGUAAUGGAGAGAAUCAACCAAUAACUAUACCUCAAAUAUUUGAGGAAACCUUAAACAAAUAUGGCGACCGACCAGCACUGAAGUCUCAGGACAGGGAUAAGAAUUGGGUCAGUCAAACCUAUAAGGAGUAUUGGAAUAAUACUCGGUUAAUAGCAAAAGGACUUAUCAAAUUAGGUCUAAAGCAACGGACUUCGUGUGGAAUCCUAUCUUUUUCUAGCCCAGAAUGGUUUAUCACUCAGAUGGCAGCAAUUUUUGCCGGUGGAGUAUCAGCCGGAAUAUAUUUGACGAAUUCUGCUGAGACAGUUUAUCACAUCUUGCAUACAUCCAAUGCAACUUGCUGUGUGGUAGACAAUUCAGCUCAAAUGGCUAAGGUGAAAUCGGUUAGACACAGACUUCCGCAAUUAAAGUCUGUCAUUCAAACUGAAGCACCUUUUGAGGAUUUCAUAGAUUCUGAGGAAGGUUACUACAGUUGGUCUGCCUUGAAGAAAAUCGGAGGAAGUGAUCCGAAUUUGGAAGAAGAAUUACAAAAGAGACUAGAUUCAAUAGUUGCUAAUGAGUGUGCGACCCUCAUUUUUACGUCAGGAACUGUUGGAAUGCCAAAAGGAGUCAUGUUAAGCCACGAUAACCUCAUCACUUCUGCUAAAAUAAUCAUCGAUGGUUUGAACGAUAUAACUUCUGACCAUCAAGAUGUCCUGGUUAGUUAUCUGCCAAUGAAUCAUGUAAGUGGACAAAUUUUUGACUUCUUCAUGGGCUUGAUAUUGGGAUCGUGUGUUUAUUUCGCCGAUCGAAAUGCUCUCAAAGGCUCUCUUCUCGACACAGUGUUGGAAGCUCAACCCACACGAUUUUUUGGAGUUCCUAGAAUUUUCGAAAAAAUGCAAGAAAAGCUAGUGACGGAAGAACAAAAAAUAUCAUGGAUGUCGAAAUUAGCCCUGAGAACAGCUCGUAGAAGGAUUUCAAAUUAUAUUCUGGCAUCAAUGGGAAAUGAAAAUAAGAAGCCUAACAGUUUAGGAUAUUGGGUAGGUGCAAAAGUAACAGGAAAAUACAUAAUGGCAUUGGGUUUGGGAAAAUGUAAGAACAUUUUUAUGGGUGCUGCACCAUCAGCCUUGGAGUUGAAGAAGUUUUUCAUGAGUUUUGACAUGAAGUUGUCGGAAAUGUAUGGUCUUUCGGAAACUAGUGGUCCAAUAAGCGUAUGCUGGAAUUUGGAUGGUCUUGAAAGUUGUGGAAAAGCAAUGUCUGGAGUGGAAGUUAGACUUGCAAAUGAAGAUGAGAGGGGUCAUGGGGAGGUUUGUACCCGCAGUCGAUUGGUAUUCAUGGGCUACCUGCAUGAACCCGAAAAAACCAAAGAAACCUUUUCCGAAGAUGGAUGGUUCCAUACAGGAGACAUUGGAUACUUCGAUGCAAAUCAACAUCUCUACAUCAGCGCUCGUCUCAAGGAGCUGAUUGUCACCUCUGGAGGUGAAAAUAUUCCCCCAAUUCAAAUUGAACAACUUGUCAAGCACGAAUUGCCAGGACUAAGUAAUACCUUUCUUGUUGGAGACAGACGUAAAUUUCUCACAAUGUUAGUCACUAUCAAGACUGAUAUUGACCCGAAAAGUGGAAAACCAGGUGAUAAUUUACAACCCGAAUCAAUUGAAUGGAUGAAGUCUCUGGCCCUUCCAUAUGUUAAACUUUCCCAAAUACUCAAAGCUGGACCAUGUCCAAAAGUGCUGCAGUCAAUUCAAGAGGGCAUCGAUCGGGCAAAUGCAAAAGCCAUAUCCAACGCACAGAGAGUGCAGAAAUUUUCUAUUUUACCGCAUGAUUUCUCGAUACCAACUGGGGAAUUGGGACCAACGUUAAAACUCCGACGAAAUAUUGUUCUUGAGAAAUAUGCCGAUGUUAUUGAGGAUUUUUACAAAAAUACUUACAAAUAAAAACUUAGAUAUAUUAGAAAUAAAAAAAAA
Molecule: messenger RNA, 2461 nt
Organism: Episyrphus balteatus (marmalade hoverfly)
Lineage: Eukaryota; Metazoa; Arthropoda; Insecta; Diptera; Syrphidae
Product: long-chain-fatty-acid--CoA ligase heimdall-like
Exons: 5
Coding region: 434-2431 (665 amino acids)
Cellular component (GO): endoplasmic reticulum; membrane
Molecular function (GO): long-chain fatty acid-CoA ligase activity
Source: RefSeq, a predicted model, not a curated record